AUGAGCAAAUAUAAUAAUCGUGGAAAUACACGAGGCAGAAGCCAUAAUUCCGGUGGUAACCGCCGAGAUAUGCGCGACGCGCAACGUGCCUAUGACCAUUACAAUGACGUCCGAUUUCAGCAAGACUGGAACUACCAACCUGAAGAGUUUGACCCAAAUAGGGUUCAAAAUAAGCAACGGAAGCCUACUGCCCGUUCACAAAAUUUUAAAAAUAGUAACAACAACAAUAGAGGUAAAAAUCAGCCUCCUAAGAGUAAGGAACCUGAACAGACUGUCGUUCCCAGUACUACUGCUACCCCAAAUAGGGAUGAACCUUUAUACGACAUCGGUCCUCACUCAUCACUCUUAGCAGCACAGGAUGUCUAUUGUCAAAAUUUUGAGUAUUCGGGGUUUAUUCCUCUUGUCAACGAGACAUGA
This is a messenger RNA of Arctia plantaginis, 417 nucleotides long. The record is from the annotation of a GenBank genome assembly. Lineage: Eukaryota; Metazoa; Arthropoda; Insecta; Lepidoptera; Erebidae.